AUGCACACCCCGUUGAAACUUGCGCACCUCUGCUACGCCCUGUUCGUUGGGCACUCACUACUCGUCGGUGUAAGCGGAAGAGCUGCACAUCCUUUGCCGCCAACCGCCAACCUCGUCACACGACAUGGCGACAAGAACUUUCCGACCAACAUCCGUAACAGCGGAAUAUAUCUUAACGAUCCUCAACAGGGCGGAAAGCUGCUCAAUGAACAGGGCAGCGGCGGGUUCCAAGACGCCCUUACCUUCAUCGAAACAGCCAUAUCGAACAGUGGGCCGGAUGUGAGCAUGACGAUAUACAAGAAAUACUUUAACGAAUUCGACCACCACCGCGUCAUGCGUGUUCUGGAGCGUAUUAGUGACGCGCACUACGGAACGUGUGGCAAAACAGCUCAGCUGUUUUGCCACAAGGGAAGCAUGGAAAUGAGCAACAUCCAAGCCAGUGCCAGCAGGUUGCGACAAGCGCUCGCUCAAUUAGAAGCACGAGAUGCGGACAGGCCGAAUUUGAUAUUUGGUGAACGCGCAUGGGAGUACCAAAUCACUGGCGAGUUGGACGACGGCAUUUGCGAACGGCUGGAUGCAGCUGGGCUGCAAGACCGAACGCACCGCUUCCUGGCAACCAUCAUACUACACGCGUACUUCCAUUGGAACAAGCUGUUUCACGGCAUUAUGCAUGAGAUGAUGGAUUUGGCGGUUUCUUACAAAGCGACGAGAGCACUGAACAAGGAGAAGGCGGUUUAUAAUGCGGAAAGCUACGCAUGCUUCUUGAAGGAACUGUACCUGACCUUGAGAUGUGGGAAGGAGGAGGGAUGGGAUCUGGGCGAUUGA
Anthostomella pinea is the source of this 825-nucleotide messenger RNA. Lineage: Eukaryota; Fungi; Ascomycota; Sordariomycetes; Xylariales; Xylariaceae. The record is from the annotation of a GenBank genome assembly.